GGCUACUAUGCUGUUCGUUUUGACCCUGCUCUAUUCUAGCAUUGUCUAUGCAUGCGACAAAGAGCAUCACUACCGACAUCAUGAUCGUCAUCUACAACAGCGCGACACAUCCCCUGUUUUCCCUCCUAUCUUGACGCCAAACGAAGAGGUGUUGAUCUCAUCUUUUGACAACACGUCUAUAGCGUCAUGGUCAAGUUAUUACUCACAUAAGCGGAACCUCGCAGGCGAAAGCGACGCGGUCCCGAAAUGGACUGCUGAGCGAUGGGCUGAACAUGGCUUUGAAACCAGACUAGACAGCUAUCACGUGUAUCUUGACUACCCAGUCCACCGUGCUUUGUCGCUUGACUAUGGUAAUGGGAGCACAUACCACGCCACACUCGAAGAAGAAGUUCUUGAAGAAGACGAAACUACGAGUGAUGUGAAUAGAGUCCCUGCAUUCCAUGGAUAUUCCGGCUCAGGCAACGCAUCGGCCGAGUACGUCUACGUCGGCCGUGCUUCUCAAGAAGACUUCAAACGUCUACUUGCCCUCAACAUCACACUUCACGGCAAAAUCGCCCUCGCGAAAUACGGCGGCCCUUUUCGCGGCCUCAAAGUGAAAAACGCAGAAGCCUUUGGCAUGAUCGGCGCUGUAAUCUUCACAGACCCUGGAGACGACAGAAACAUGACAGCCAAGAACUAUGCCACGUACCCGGACGGGCCUGCAAGGAACCCGAAGAGCAUCCAAAAAGGUAGUGUUAUGGAUUUGAGCACGUAUCCUGGAGAUCCGACGACACCGGGAUAUGCGUCUAAAGAAGGUGUGGAGAGAAAAGAAAAGAGGACUUUGCCAAACAUUCCAAGUUUGCCGCUUUCGUGGACUGAGGCAAAACCGUUGCUGACCGCAUUGAAUGGUCAUGGUGUUGAUGCGAAGACUGUGGAUCGAGCGAACUGGGUAGGAGGAAUUGAUGGUGUUGAGUACAGUUCUGGGCCAUCGAAAGCUAUACUCUCGAUGAGCAACAUUAUGAGGGAUGAGAUCAAUUGGAUUCAUAACGCUAUUGGUAUUCUCAAUGGUACGAAUGAGGAUGAGGUUGUUAUCGUUGGGAAUCAUCACGAUUCGUGGAUGAUUGGUGGAGCAGCGGAUCCACAUUCGGGUUCUGCGGUUCUUAUUGAGUUGGCCAAGGCAAUUGGUGCACUAAUGAAGACGGGUUGGAAGCCGAAACGAACCAUUGUGUUGUGUAGCUGGGAUGCUGAGGAAUACGGUCUAGUCGGAAGCACCGAGUGGGUCGAAGAAUACGUACCCUGGCUGAAAUCCUCUGUAGUAUCCUACCUCAACAUCGACGUAGGCAUAGCAGGCACCAUCCCAGAUUUCGGUGCCACUCCCGAUCUCCACGCCCUCACCACGUCUACAGCACGAAAGAUCAUCUGGCCGCAUGGCUCAAACCGCACCCUAUACGACGAAUGGGAAGAAAAGACUGGCGAGAUCGAUACCCUAGGUGCGCAGAGUGACUACACAGCUUUCGUUCAGGGAGUUGGCAUCUCCGCCAUCGAUAUGGGCACCACACGAGCGCCACUCGAUCCGAUUUAUCACACACAUUCGAACUUCGAUUCCUAUCACUGGAUGACCAAGUUUGCGGAUCCGGGGUUCUUGAUGCACAAGGCUAUCGGUCAGUUCUUGACUCUGAUGUUAUAUCGAUUGGUUGACGAAGAGGUUGUACCGCUUGAGCCGGCGAACUAUGGGGUCGAGAUGCGGGCGUGGCUCGAGGACUUGAAGGGGGUCAUUGAGAACGCGAAUGCGACAACCGCAGUAGAGAUUGGACAGCUCGAGAGUGCAGUUAUCGCGUUCGAAGAUUCGGCACAACAGUUCAAUGCCGCCCGUGAAAUGGCUGUGAGCUCGAAUAGUUCGCUUAUGAUGGAGCAGCUCAAUCACAAGGCGCGCGGUUUUGGGCGCGGGUUCGUCAGCCAGGGCGGGCUUCCGGGCAGAGAUUUCUAUCGAAAUCUUGUCUUUGCUCCUGGUAUCGACACUGGCUAUGCGCCUGUUACAUAUCCUGGUGUGACGGAAGCCGUUACUGCGGGCAAUCUUAGUCUAGCGGGUGACUUUGUUGGGAGGACAGCGAAGGCGAUCUUGACUGCUGCAGCUAUUCUCAUACCCUAGAUGCAGGUUAGCUGUAGCAUGUCAGAAAACAGUUGAAAUGAGAUGGCGAUAUGCUGGCUGCAGUAGACGUAGCGUAUGCCAAGUUGCACGUCAUCCCGUGUGUCUUUCUUCGCUGAGAGCAGACUUUGGGACUGGAUCGUAACAUCACGUGAUGACAUAGUCACUCCAAUACUACAUUCAAACGACGUAUAUUCAGACGUGCAGCACUGAUGAGCGGU
This is a messenger RNA of Alternaria rosae, 2346 nucleotides long. RefSeq lists its product as uncharacterized. Gene Ontology annotation, molecular function: carboxypeptidase activity. Lineage: Eukaryota; Fungi; Ascomycota; Dothideomycetes; Pleosporales; Pleosporaceae. The transcript has 6 exons. The record is from RefSeq and is a predicted model, not a curated record. Bases 8 to 2128 code for a protein of 706 amino acids.